GUGACCUCGGACGCCCAGGGCGAGGGGACCCCAGGAGGGACCCCGCCCGCGGCAUGUGCGAGCUGCACAGCAAGCGCGACACGCUGGCGCUCCGCGGGCGGCACAUCGGGCCCUCAUGCAAAGUUUUCUUUGCCGCGGAUCCCGUGAAAAUCGUGCGAGCCCAGAGGCAAUACAUGUUUGACGAGAAGGGCGAGCGGUACUUGGAUUGCAUCAACAACGUCGCCCACGUGGGACACUGUCACCCAGAAGUGGUCAGAGCUGCCCUGAAGCAGAUGGAGCUGCUAAAUACGAAUUCUCGCUUCCUCCACGACAACAUCGUGGAGUAUGCCAAGCGCCUUUCAGCAACCCUGCCGGAGAAACUCUCUGUUUGUUAUUUCACAAAUUCAGGGUAUGUUUGCAGCUUUCUCGCCCAUCCCCAUUUCAUUGCUGCCUUUAUUGCUGAAUCCAUGCAGAGUUGUGGCGGACAAAUAAUUCCUCCAGCAGGCUACUUCCAGAAAGUGGCAGAAUACGUGCACGGAGCAGGGGGUGUGUUUAUAGCUGAUGAAGUUCAGGUAGGCUUUGGCCGCGUUGGGAAACAUUUCUGGGGCUUCCAGAUGCAUGGCGAAGGCUUCGUUCCAGACAUCGUCACUAUGGGAAAACCAAUGGGCAACGGCCACCCCAUGGCGUGUGUGGUCACAACCAAAGAAAUUGCGGAAGCCUUCAGCAGCUCUGGGAUGGAGUAUUUCAAUACGUUCGGAGGAAAUCCGGUAUCGUGCGCUGUUGGUUUGGCUGUCCUGGAUGUAAUUGAACAUGAAGACCUUCAGGGCAACGCCGUGAAAGUAGGGAAUUAUCUUACCGAGUUACUGAAUAAGCAGAAGGCUAAACACCCUUUGAUAGGAGAUAUUAGGGGCGUUGGCCUUUUUAUCGGAAUUGACUUAGUGAAGGACCCUCAGCGACGGACCCCCGCCACCGCCGAAGCUCAGCACGUCAUCUACAAGGGAAAAUACAGAGAAGACCACGCAGACGCAGCCCGUGCGUAUGCAGAGGAAGUAAAGAAAAUUAUUGAAGAAGCUCAUAACAGUGGGAGGAAGAUUGCUGCCUUUAUUGCUGAAUCCAUGCAGAGUUGUGGCGGACAAAUAAUUCCUCCAGCAGGCUACUUCCAGAAAGUGGCAGAGUAUGUACCUGACUUGGGCAUCCUUGGUCAGACUGAGGGCACCGUGGCGGUUCCCCACGGUCAGGGUCCCAGCGCUGUGCGCCAACGGCCGUCCCUCCGCCCUGACACCCAGGGACCCCGUUCGGUGGGUGCGGGCUGGGUCCGGAGCACCCCGAUACCAAAAAGGUUUUUUUCAAAGAUAUUUAUGUUAUUCUGUCUUCUCCAUUAUAUCUUCCUUGAUUUAGUUCUAGAAGAAGCCCUGGGAGCCAAAACUGCAAGUGUGAUUUCUGAGAAUACUCCAUGCAAAACAGAGGUGCCGAAGGAAGCACACCUGGAAUUGCUCAGUGGCGACGCUGACUCCAGAGAAAGUUCCAGCAGGAAGAGAAACGGUGCGUGCACAGACAAACAUGCCCUGCUCAGCAAGAGGCUCAAGACGUGAACGAUUAGCAGUUUAGAGCAAGAUACACGUCCAGAGUCACAGAGAGUGAGCGGAUGUGUCUCGUCCGUUAGCUCCAUUGUGCUCUAAAGCCGGAACUGUCACUCAGCUUAGAUUUGUAGACAAAAAGGUAAAUUAAUAACAAGAAUAAACCAAGUGGUAACCAAACCACGUCAGGAUUAUUAGUUCGGCCUCUGGCCUAUUAAUUUCUUACUUGAGAUUUCUGAACGUACUUAAUUAUUCUACUAAAUGUAAACUUGCAAAUUCAAAAUUAAGUCGGUAGUUUUGCUUCUCAUGUUCUAGUGUUUGAAAUCCAAGAGCGCAGUGCACUACCGCAGCACGGAGGGAAAAAGAAAAGAAAAAAGAAAUUAGAGAGCAAAGUAUAAUAGGGCCCUUCGCUUUGGAGAUUUAGUGCCUUAAAUGUGAAUCCUAUAAUGAUUUCAUAUAUAAAAGUGUAUUUAUUGACUGUAAUAAAACAAAAGAUGAUGUA
Messenger RNA from Propithecus coquereli (Coquerel's sifaka), 2058 nucleotides. It is a transcript of the gene ETNPPL, whose product is annotated as ethanolamine-phosphate phospho-lyase. The transcript is spliced from 12 exons. Gene Ontology annotation, cellular component: mitochondrion. The record is from RefSeq and is a predicted model, not a curated record. Gene Ontology annotation, molecular function: transaminase activity; ethanolamine-phosphate phospho-lyase activity; pyridoxal phosphate binding. NCBI's taxonomy places the organism in Eukaryota, Metazoa, Chordata, Mammalia, Primates, Indriidae. The coding region runs from base 54 to 1571 and encodes 505 amino acids.